ACUUAUGCUUGGGAUGAUUUGACUAAUGGAGAAUGUAUUACUCCAAGAGAUGUCCCAUCAAGUAGUCCUUUAGGUUGUUUUAUUUUGAAUAAUGGUUCUUCAGACAACCUGAAUGGUCUUUCAAACUUGGGUUUUCCUCCUGUUUAUAAAGAUCGUUAUGGAUUCAUAAUGGAUCCAGGGUUAUGCAUAAUCAGAUGCACUGACUAUCUCUUCGAGGUUGCUGCCCUCAAGAAUGGCAGCCAGUGUCAAUGCGGCAGCAAAAGUAACUUAGUAACAUCAUAUACUAAAGUAAAUGACUCAAUUUGUAAUGUCACAUGUAUCGGCAACUCCAGUUAUUUUUGUGGAGGUAAAGAAAGCUAUACUGUUUAUGACACAAAAACUGGAAUUCUAGGUCAUCCACUACCUACUAUAAGUGUCACUGAUAAACUUGCAAUAAUCAAGAACCUUAAUAAUGAUAAUAGAUACCAACAAUGCAUUAAAGAUAGUCCCUAUUGUUAUCAGAGGGUGUUGAAUGAUACAUCAAAAGAACUUUCAGGUAUGACGGUGGAUAAAUGCAUUGAUUUUUGUAGUCAAAACAACUUUGAAUAUGCAGGACUUGAGAUUGGAACGCAAUGCUUCUGUGCAAAUAAUUAUAAUCAUAUUAAUCAGAUAAGCCCAGAUGAAUGUAGUACUAGUUGUGCUGGAAAUAACCAGCAAAUUUGUGGAGGUCCUUUAGCUAUUAGUGUGUAUAAUGCUUCCAAACCCAAUGAAACCAGUACUUCCAAAUCCAAUGAACCCAAUAAUCUAUUAAAGAUUAUUCUUUCUUCUGUUAUUGUAAGUUUUAUCAUAAUUGCCUUAAUUGCAAUUUCGAUUAUUUGGUAUAAAC
Messenger RNA from Racocetra fulgida, 865 nucleotides. The record is from the annotation of a GenBank genome assembly. Lineage: Eukaryota; Fungi; Glomeromycota; Glomeromycetes; Diversisporales; Gigasporaceae.